AUGGGUAUCGGAAAAUAUCGAGGAUAUCAGCAAAAUAUCGGGAAUAUCGCACUUAUCGGGGAUAUAUCGUUGAUACAGGGGAAGAUAUGGCCAUACCCCCCAAUAACGGUGUCGAUAGUUGAAAAUACCAACAUAUCGGCAGAUAUAUCGUUUUUAUUUUCUCACGCACCGAGCGCAGGGUUUUCACUGACCCCGGGUUCGGGGCGCAACAGUUAUGUUUGGGACAAUAUUGGUGUUGUUAGUAAUGGGCACUGGCCUGUCUCUCUGAAUUUAACAUGGUAUCAGAGCGGGUUGACUGACUGGGCCUGA
Messenger RNA from Prunus armeniaca (apricot), 309 nucleotides. Lineage: Eukaryota; Viridiplantae; Streptophyta; Magnoliopsida; Rosales; Rosaceae. The record is from the annotation of a GenBank genome assembly.